CCAUCACGCCUUAUAUUGAGGAACAGGUUGCUGUGCUAUUAAGCAGAUUAGAUUAACUACUGUUUCCAGGACUGCGGUUCCUUUGGGAUGAACAGUUAAGCAACGCAUAUGGGUCUACAAAACUUGGUUUGAUUGAACAUUCAACCACCCAUCAUUAUUACCUUGUUCCUCAUAAUCAACAUGGUCCCACCGCCCCCUUCCAACAAGCCACACGUUUGCCUUUCGUGUGUUCUUAUCAUGAGUAGCAUGGCGCUGCUGGACGCCUACCUUGUGGAGCAAAAUCAAGGUCCACGGAAGGUGGGCGUCUGCAUCAUGGUGAUGGUAGGCGACGUGUGCUUCCUCAUCGUGCUGAGGUACAUUGCCGUAUGGGUUGGGGCCGAGGUACGAACUGCUAAACGCGGCUACGCCAUGAUCCUCUGGUUCUUCUACGUCUUUGUGCUCGAGAUCAAGGUCUACUUUGUCUAUCAGAACUACAAAGCGGAAGGCGAGAGAGUGGAAGCUCUUACAUGCAAGGCUUUCACGGUGCUGCUUUCCGUGUUCGUGCCGGGACUUUACGUUACGCUGGCAGCCAUCGACCACAUGGAAUACGUUCGGCCAAUCAAGAAGAGAGAGGAGCUGAGGAGUCGACUAUUUUGGGUUGUGGUGGACCUUCUCGACAUCUUGGACAUUCAGGCCAGCCUAUGGGAGCCUCAGAGAAAAGGGCUCCCCCUAUGGGUGGAGGGCCUUACUUUUUUCUACUGCUACAUACUACUUCUGAUACUGCCGUGUGUGUCGCUAAGCGAAAUAAGCAUGCAAGGUGUAAAUAUUGUGCCGCACAAGAUGUUGUUGUAUCCUAUUCUUAGUUUGGUCGCCAUCAACUUUAUUACGAUUUUUAUACGGGGAGGGAAUAUGGUGCUUUAUAGGGACGUCCGUGUGUCUGGAAUACUCAUGGGCAAGAACGUCCUCGCCAUUGUCCUGAAGACGUGCAGCUUCGUGCAGUACCGGAGACACCUUCAGGAGGCGCCGACACCCGCUCUCGCUCCGGAGCUACAGAGGGAUGCAGUGCCACAAAGUUCUCGAAGGGGAGUGCCAGUCGCAAUGCCAAUGUCCGUCACCCUGCCAACUCCGCAGGUAGUCAUACAAGAUCUCACCACGCUUCCAGAAGAGCCCGAACUUGAGGAAACAUGACAAAAGGUGGAAUUAGAAGAGUUUGCACGGAGGAUAUUUGGACAACGCACAACAUGAACUGCUAUGAGAUUUUUAUCCUAAAGUUAAUCCGGGUGUACACUGUCUGAUUUUUACUGUACUUUACCAUUGUUUCUUAUCAGAUUGUAUGACAUGAUAUUAAUAAGACUGUCCAGCCCAUACCACAGACAUUUAGCUAGACUUUGAUCGAAACUGACAGCACUGACUAGGCAUUAGUCACCACAGUGUUAAAAGAAAUCGUAAUAAUUAUUUUCAUCUUGUUUUCCAGUAGAAAUGCCAAAUUUUCUUUCAAACAAGAUACAUUUACACUUA
This is a messenger RNA of Rhinichthys klamathensis goyatoka, 1497 nucleotides long. It is a transcript of the gene tmem264, whose product is annotated as transmembrane protein 264. The transcript has a single exon. The record is from RefSeq and is a predicted model, not a curated record. The coding region runs from base 181 to 1167 and encodes 328 amino acids. NCBI's taxonomy places the organism in Eukaryota, Metazoa, Chordata, Actinopteri, Cypriniformes, Leuciscidae.